This is a messenger RNA of Pomacea canaliculata, 7154 nucleotides long. RefSeq names its product beta-1,3-galactosyltransferase 1-like. The coding region runs from base 1556 to 2632 and encodes 358 amino acids. Gene Ontology annotation, molecular function: hexosyltransferase activity. The transcript is spliced from 5 exons. NCBI's taxonomy places the organism in Eukaryota, Metazoa, Mollusca, Gastropoda, Architaenioglossa, Ampullariidae. Gene Ontology annotation, cellular component: membrane. The record is from RefSeq and is a predicted model, not a curated record.
AGAGUUGUCCGCACAUGAAGAAACGACGACAUUGUGACACUGAUGUGACCAAUGCGACAUUGUGAUGGGAGUGACCGAUUAAAACUGUACAAUGACCAGAUAAAAACUGACACCAGGGAGAUAUGUCUGCAAGGGAGAAAUAAAUGAGAGGAAACCUGCCAGGAAGUACACCAUUAGACACACAGUGAUAUAAGUGGCAGGUAAAGGUAUUACUGACAAAACAGAUGAAUGAUGAUGCUUGCUUGGCUAUCAUGCUGUCUUGAACCGCUGAAUCGGCCUGUGACAUAAGGGUGAAGGUGGCAGCAGCUAACUGAUUGGCAACCUGUGACAGUAGGGGUGGCUAAGGAGUCAUAAACAGCGCUUACUGGCUCAACAGCUUGUGAAAGGAGCUGGGGUAAGAAUGUGUACAAGCAGCCUCAGGACUCGGAACACCAGCUGCCACCAUAAUCACCAACACCGCUAUAACAGCUGCUGCCCACUCCUUGGCAAGUUAAAAACGUGGAUAAUCUGUUGCUAUCGAAGGUAAGGUAUCAUAGACACUCCGUCAAAACCUCCUGUCUGCGCGAAAACCUUUAGCAUGAAAAAAAAUUAUUUUAAAAACCCUGUGGCAUUGAUAAGUAAAGUUUCUUUUAAAAUUAGAUUUAGAACUAUUUGGGGGCACACGGCUGGUGUAUCUUAGGGUCUGUUACAAUCUUGGGAUAGGUUGGAAGAGUGGGAGGAUGAGGUGGAAUCAGCAUCAAGGGGAAGUAGGCAGACGCCUGAAGGUGUCGCAGUUCGGCUACCCCAAGCAUAGCUACUGUGGCCGGUUGGGACUGAGUGACACGACUGCCAGCAUGGCUAGGCUAACGGCAUCACAGGAUCUUUGUCAGUUGGCGUGACAGCUUCGCUCCGGACUAGCCAGUGGAAAGCGAUGGCAAAGAAAGAUAAUUUCACCGACUGCCUACUGUUCAACGCGGCACCUCGUAAAGCGCGGUUUGCGGCCCCUGACGAGCCAGGCUCCGCCUGAAGCAUCUCUUUGAUAGUGCCUGCUGCGCGUAUGGGGGUUCGGCCCCGGCAGUAACGGCGCGGCCGAAAGAUGUGCCGACAGAUAUUGAGACAUUUUAAGUGCUUCGGGUGGGUGUGGGGGAGUAGCGAAACGGAGAAAAGUAAGAGCGCUUCGGUGUUGCAGGCAGACGCUGAGCGCGCGCAAAAGACGAGUGGAAAAGGGAGAGCACUAGCGCGGAAAGAGGAGGGACGACGACGUGACGGCGCUUGACUCGCCCUCUUACUCCGAGGAGGCGAUAAUGCCGAACGCAGCAGACGUCAAGGGAUAGUGCACGUGCCAUCGUUCGUUUUGUGAGUGGAUUGGGGCAGACCGAUGGCCUGUAAAUCGUGGCUUAAAACAGCUUCACGCCGAUGGCUGGAGUACUUACUUUAAAAGAGGUGUCUCACCUGGUGAAGAACGAGAGGAAUGCAAUGCACGGGAAGUGUAAAUUAAAGGCUCCACGAGGUUAAUCCGAGACUGGCAUAACCUGACGUCUCUCCACUAGGAAGCGCGGUAAACACAAUUAAAGUGAUGUUCUGCUACAGCAAGUCCAGCUUUAAGGUGCUGUCGCAGGUGGUGCUGGGCAUAAUUGUGGUGGGUGUUCUUGUGCAUUAUGCCAUAUACUUCAACAACAGGCAGAUCUUGCAGAUCCACAGUGACAUUCUGCAAACCACACCUCGCCAGCUGAGGAAAGGGAACUGGAAUAUUUAUCAGAUGUCGGGAAUCACCCAGAACUUAUCUCGGAAUACCAGUGACAGCAUGCUGCUAGGGAACAGCAGCAAAAAUACAUCCUCUUCAGCUCUAAACAUUGUGAACCCCCAUUCUUUUUCCUAUAUAAUCAAUGAACCCACAGCCUGCACUGCCUACACCGAGCUCAUCAUUGGAGUUAUCACGGCAGUCCAGAAUUUUGAUGACCGCAUGGCUGUGCGGAGCACAUGGGGUUCAAAGGCUGCUGCUGGAUACAAUGUUACUGUAGUGUUCAUAUUGGGUGCUGGUCAACCAAAUCUGCAGGCACAGCUGAUGGCAGAGAGUGAUAAGUAUCACGACAUCAUCCAAGAGGAUUUUGUGGACUCUUACAGGAACCUCAGCAUCAAGUCUGUGGCACUUUUGAAGUGGGUGAUCACAUAUUGCAACUCUUCCAAAUACAUGUUAAAAGCUGAUGAUGACAUGUAUGUGAAUGUUCAAAACCUUGUCCAGGCCUUGAGAAGUGAAUCUAGGACCGAUUUUGUGAUGGGACAUUCAUUUAUAGGAGCGAAGCCUGUUCAGAAUAAAAAUUCUAAGUGGUAUACUCCCUUAGAAGAUUUCAAUGAAAAGGUUUAUCCCAAAUAUACAUCUGGGACAGCAUAUGCAAUGUCAACAAAAGCAUCAUCAUUGCUGUAUCAGGCAUCACUUGAAAUCAAACUAUUUUGGCUGGAAGACAUCUAUAUCACAGGAUUAUGUGCUCGAAGGGCAGGAGUAUCUGUAGUACACAAUGGUGGGUUUAACUAUCAGAAACUGAAUGCCUCAGGGUGUGUCUUCCGUAAGGCCAUUACAGGACAUCAGUAUUCUGCAGAAGAGAAACUUUCCAUCCACACACAAGUAAAUGAUCCAAAGUUGAAGUGUUUAUAAUAUGUACUGCAUUUCAUUUCUCUCUUCUUUUUUUGAAAAAUUGAUUCUGUUGAGGAUCUGUGGUGUCUUCAGCACUUUGAAAGUAAUUGGUGCUAAUUUUAUAAUAGUUAUCCACAGUCCUCCUUAAUGUUAUUUUGUUACUGACCCAGAAUGUCAAGGACCAUUAUUCAUGAUGUGAUACUUGUCUAUCUCACUUUAACACGUGUGUGUGAGAGAGAGGGGGGGGAGAUUGUUAGAUGCAUGUGCAUAUGUAUGCACAAUUCUGUUUAUUCAUAUCAUAUCAAGAAAGAUAUUGUGAAUUGUUCACUGACCCUCGUGGCCAGUGUUUUCAACACGUUCCAGUGUUCCAGUACAGACUUUACAGGGCUGAAGAUUGUCAAAACUUGCAAAACUGCUGGGCAGGGCAUUUUCACUUUCUUAUGUAGUGUUCUUGAACUCAGACUAGGCAGCUUUUUUUUUUUUGGUAAGGUGUGUUGCCCCUGGACCAUUCUGAUGUGAUGGAGACUUUCCAAGACAUCAGAUAUACUGGAUGUUUGGUAGCAGCACAAGUCAUCACCAAGUUAAUCCACUGACAUUUGUUUUUUGUCAUGGGUCAUCCCACCCUUCAACUCUCCACUGCUCACAGAUCACAUCAUUUGCCAUCAAAGUUUCCAUCCCCUCAGCACAUUCUCUCUCACACACACAUGACUUAACUGGUCACCACCGUGCGCACACACACAUGCAUGCACACAGAGUCAUCAUUUUUGAGUUGGGUUUUAAUGUUUACAUUUUACUAGAAGUCUUCUGUGUUCAUCCUUUCCUUUGGAAUAACUAGGCAUCUGCAGAAGAGAUUAGGUAUGUUUAAAAUAUAUUUUGAUAACAAUUUUUUUAAGAAAUUACGACUUUUGGCAAUAGACAUUUAUACUGCUGCAAACAGCGAACACAUCAUGGUUAUCUUAGAUGUUGGAAGUUGCAACAUCUUGUAUGUCUCACGGUUUAUUUUUUUACGCAGAGGAUGGAAGAGAUGGUAUGCCUGCAAAAAGAACUGGCGGAUGAUUAGACAUGGGAGAGAAAAGAUAAGGCAGAUUUAAUGGGUCAGAAAGAUGGAACAGAUCUAAUGGCAAGAAAAGCAGAAGUUAUUGCAGAGUUUUGGGCAAAUGCAUGCAUAGAAUGGGAAGUUGCACCAUCUGUGUGUUCCAUCAGCUUGAGAUAGGAACUAAAAAAUGACUUAGGUUGAUUAACAUGCAGCAGGAAAGGCUGCAGUGUUUUUUUUCUUUUGCAUAGCCUUCUUCUGGCCAUUUGUUAGUAGUUGAAAAAGAGUGGGGUUUUUUUUUGUGUCAUCUUGUUCUAAAUGGGCUCGUGUACUACAGAAACCUAUAACACUAAAAUGAAAAAGUAAAUUGUGUAAUGUGUGCAAACAUUCUGUUGGUUAAAUGAAGAAAAAACUUCUUACUGGUUGUCUUGCUUUUUCUUUAUGUGCACAUUAUCUUGAAAAAAUAAUUAAAUAUUGUUGCAAGCUGCUGGCUGCUAGAUGAGACAAGAGGGCAAAGAGGAGAAAAUCGUUUUACAGAAAGGUGAAGAGUAUAGGGAAGAGACAGCAUAAUAAGGCUUUGUUAUUGUCUUAGGAUUUCCCUUCAUGUUUCAUGAAGAUAUGUUUCAUGAAGAUGCUUCUGGAGAUUUUUUUUUCUUUGUAAAGCAUGAGAAAGUUUUUUGUUUCACUUUCCUUUGUGGUGGUGUUCUUUUUUCCUCUGUGGCUUUUGGGUGGUGGAGGAUAUAGACGGUUUGAAAAUAAAGUGUCUUCUCCAAAUGGAUCAGUUUCUUUUAAAUUUAGGUUCGAUCAUUUUGCACUCAUUGUUUAAUCUAUGAUUUUUAUGUACUUGCCAUAAGGUUAGGUAAAAUCAUGUUCAUAGUUUUGGCCAGUGCCCUCAGCCUUUGAGAGACAUUGCUUCCUUUGAAGUAUGAUCAACAGUUUUUUUGUGUUUAUUUUCUGCAUAUGAUUUGCUGAAGUACAGAAUAAUUUCAUUGUGGGCUUCUGCCCUAAAUAUUUUUCUUAACUUUAUCCCCUAUAUUGCAACCAGAUAAUUCUGAAUAGUGGAACUCAUUCCUCUUCCACAUCUGCCACUUAUCCACAAUGGAAUCAUAAAUGUGCAUUAAAAACAUGAACUGCUUCUGACAACAGGUUGAAACCCUCUUACACAAUACCAUUUGUCUAUGAAGAAUUUUAAUACAAAACACAUUUAUCAAAACAGUUUCUAAGAUUUCCUUACUAUCUAUUCAACAGAAUAAACUAUAAAAGAGUAUAUUGAGAAAGAAGUCAGUUCUUACCUAAACAUAUGUUUCUUACAUUGAUGUGUUGUGGUAGCGAUGAUAGUGAUGGCACUGAUAGAGAUCGUAAAUCUUUAUUAUUAUUCAUUAGUAAACCCAAGUCACAGUGACUACUUUUCAUCAUGAACCAGGAUGUCACAAGCACUAAUGCCCAUUUAUUAUUUUUUGCCAGAUUCGUUGUUGCAUCAAACUAUGUGUCUAGAUUUGGGCAUAAUUUGCAUAAUUGACUGCCUGGAACACAUUGCAGUUGACAAAUGGAAGUCAGUGGCCAGAAUCAUUAGCUGCUUAUUGAGAAGGCACAACAUUGUUAUAGUCUGUUUCAUAUAAUUCUAAUCUUCCAAACUGCCCCAUUUGCAAGAAAAUGUAUAUAUAUACACACUUUUUUAAAUUGUCUACUCAGGAUAAAUGAUUCUUUUGUCAUGGUUAUUUGAUUUCAUUGAUAUUUUUCAUUUACCAAGAAGGUCUGGUACUUAUAAACCUUCUCAGAAUUGGUGGUUUUUAAACAGUGGCUUUGUAGCUGUUAAAAUAUUUGCAGUUUAGUGGGUUUAUUAUUUUCUGCUUCACACCUGCUUUGCCUUUUCCCCCAUGAACAAUUGCUUGAAGUGCUGUUAGAUAAUUUGUUAAGUGGUAAGACUAUCGAUCAUUUUCUUUGUGAAAGAGCUGUUGAGCUUGAGUUGGACUGUGAUAUACAUGUAGUACUCUUUGUACAAAGAAAAUGAAUUUGGAGAACUCUGUGUGUGUGAUGCCACACUUAAGAGUAUAUAUCACAUUCCACUGUACUAUUCCAUAUUUCUCUGUGCAUGCAUGUACGUGUGCGUGUGUGUGAUUGCAUGUCUGCUGAAGAUGCUUUGAUCACUUUUUAAAUGCAAAGGUUUCUUUCUUCAGGAUACCUUACCAGAUAAAAGCUCACCAGUUUUUGUCAAUUUUUUUUAACCAUUUUAUUUAUUAUGCUUUAUAUGUACAGCGCCCUUGACACAAAAUUAAGACCCACUCAAAAGCGACAAAUGUAACACAGGAAAAAUUGCAGUUUAUAGAGAUAAUUUCGAUAAUAAUGGCUUUCGGAACAAAGCAGUGGUAAUAAGCUAUGCAAGAUGGAUAAGUAGGCAUUUUGUUUCAAUAAAGAGCAGAUACUAUAACUUAGCCAAACAAAAUCUUGAUACAUGUCAACGGCUUGCUCGUCAGAUUUUUUUUCUGAAAAUUAAGCUUGCAGCAAAAAACUGCAGUAUUUUUAAAAAAAUUUUUAGUAUUUUUUUUUUUUUUACUAAAUUUUGACAUGUCUGAUGACCAAACACUUCAGACAAAUUCAACAGAUGUAAAAUUUCCAUUUAAAAAAAAAAAAAAUUCAGUCUUGUCUGGUGUGAAGGGAGGGUGAGAAUUUACAUGGAUUUUCUUGAUCAUGGAGGUGGAGUACCCCUGAACCCUAUGGCGUGGAAAGGAUAGCUUUUAAUGUGUUUAAACGUAUUUAGGUUGUUGGGGAGUAAGGUGUUAGAGACCUUACUUUUCUUGCAGCCUGUUUUAUACAAGAGCAAUCCACUAUCUAUUUAAUUUGGAGUUCGUAUAUAGUUGCCCAUUAUCCUUUAAUUCAGGAAGGUGAGCAUAAAACGUUUAGGGAAUAAUUUGGGUGUUUGGAAUGGUUAGAUUCAGUUGUGUUUGUUGGAUUUUUAUAUUAAUCCAUAAAUUUUCAGUGGGAAAUUUUAACUAUUUAAACUUACCUGAAACCAUUCAAGCAUAGUGUCCACCUCUAAAAAUGUAUUUGCAUAUGAUGCCAUACACAGUGGAUGAGUUUGAGGUCAAUAAAGUCUAACAGAGUGACUUUAAAAAAACACUUUCAACCCAUAUUUAAAAAUUUGUAUGAAAUGGUUACCUGCAUAUUUAUCUUAUAGUAAUUAUUUACAUUUUUUGCAUUUCUUAUUUUGUAAUUUUUGAUCAUUUUUACUGUCUUUUUCGGAAGUUUUCUACUUUGCUAAAAUAUAUAUAUAUAACUGAAAUGAGAAGUACAAUUUCUCUCACAGUAGUGGUUUGAUACUAAACAUUACUUGAUGAAUGAAAGAGUAGACAGACAGAAUGCUUUUCCUGUACAAUUCUGUACUUUGCAUCAUUGAUGGUUAAUGGUAUUUACAUAGUAAAUGAUAUUAUUUAUAUAUUCACUGCAUAUAGCUUUAUAUUGGAAAGACUUGAAGAAUGGUAAGAGGACAUUAAAAGAUGGUUAUAGAAGAAA